Pan troglodytes (chimpanzee) is the source of this 1031-nucleotide messenger RNA. It is a transcript of the gene SPACA7, whose product is annotated as sperm acrosome associated 7. NCBI's taxonomy places the organism in Eukaryota, Metazoa, Chordata, Mammalia, Primates, Hominidae. The coding region runs from base 137 to 934 and encodes 265 amino acids. The transcript has 8 exons. The record is from RefSeq and is a predicted model, not a curated record. Gene Ontology annotation, cellular component: acrosomal vesicle.
GAGGCCAGACCUGAAAGGAAGCCAAGGCGAUAAAAUAAUCAAAGAUGGAGGGUGAGGAAUUUGAUCAGAUAUCAAGGGUGACCAGGCCAAGACUGGGGGAUUUCCACUAAAAGACUUCACAGGAUUCCUACUAAACAUGGGGAAAAGCAGACAAAAGCAGAAGCUAGGGUCAAGGCCUAGUCAAAGAGAAGACUCAGAGGAGCCUGGCAUGAGGUCUCGAGGUUCCCAAAGUUCCUGGAUCUGCCAGCAAAUGACCUUCUUCACUCACCUGUGGGAUGGGGACCCAGUGAGCCAGGUAGCAGGUUCACCUACUGAAAUACCAUUCAGUUCAAAACAGGAGGAUAUGUCUGAAUUAUUAGAUGAAAUUCUGGUCCAGGAGAUUUUGGAUCUGAAUAAAACAACACCGAGCGAAAUGCCAAGUACAGCAUCAACAUUAUCAACACUGAUACAUGCUGGUAUUGAUGAGAAUUAUCAAGCUGGUGAUUCUGAGAAUUAUCAUGAAUUAUUAGAGAAUUUACAAUUGUCUCCUGGCAUUGAGGACAAAAUUUCCAAUGAUGAAGCCAAUGCUAAUGCAAAUCUCCAUGACGAUCCUUCUGAGAAUUAUCAUGGGCCACAGGUGUCUCCUGGCAGUGAGAAGAGUGUUUCCAGUAAAGAAAAGAAUUCAAAGAACACUCAGUAUGAAAAUCUAUCCAUUCUGGACCAAAUCCUUCAAAAUAUUGGAAGAUCUCCAGGUAGAUUGGAAAUAAUAGAUAAGUGUCUUCUCAUUUUGGGAUUCUUUUCCUGCUCAAGGGACAGGUGUGUCUCCGAGCAGCUCCAGGGAGAGCAGGAAACAUUUUCCGUAAAGAGCAGCAGAGGACCAGCGCACAGAGGAGGAGCCAAGGCAGUCAGUGAGGCCGCAGCCCCAGAGCCCCUGCGCAGGAGAGGAGCCUGCUAGAACCCCCACCCACCAGCCUCCGGAACAGGGCACUUGUGUGCACACGCCCACGUUCUCUGAACCAUUCCGCAUAAAGGAAAAUAGUUUAUUCACACGA